GCCAGCCGUUGGGAUACAAAAUCUCAAGAGUAUUACAGCCGUAACAGCGAGGAUUCCAAUUACCAACGAGAACAAAGUACCAGGACAUUCUUCUUCAGUCCGUUUCUGGCGUACAAAACGUCAACGUCAACGUCAACGUCAGCGUCAAUGUCGGUGACGGCGAACCACAUCAUGCCAGGCUUCAGCCUGACGAACCGAAUGCUCCUCUACGCCAGCGUCCUCCUCGCGCCCGCCCAGUUCGCGGCGGGGAUGCACAACAACUGCCCCAGCAACCUGGGCUUCCUGGCGUACAACCUGUACAACCAGAUCCUGUGGUUCCGGGCGGUGCGGGCGCGCCGGCUGCACGCGCUGUGCAUGAUCCUGCCCAACUUCAACCUCAUCUACGCCUUCAGCUUCCUGGGCGGCAUCACGUCCGGGAACGUCGUCAUGGGCGUCUUCCUCGGGCUGGGAACCGGGGGCGCGCUGCUGCUCAACACCGCGUCCGCCUGGAUCAGCUGGACGACCAACCAGCCCCAGGGCUUCGGGGUUUAUCGCUUCUUCUUUUUUGGCCCGCGCACCCUGACAGCCGGUUGGCACCGGUUCAUGCUCUACUGGCAGAUCUUCGACUCGAUCCUGGCCGUUGGCUUCGCUGUGGGCGCCAUCGUGGGCGCGAUUGCGAUUUCUACAAAGGACGAUGACCGCGACGACGAAAGCGCCUGGGGGAGGUGGUUCGUCACCUUGCUCUACAUCCCCCUGGGGGCAGCGCUGUGUUUGAUCCUGGUCUGGCCCGAUGUGCUGUGGACCGAGAUGAUCGUGGCCCGCAACCACAUCGUCUCCGACACGGACUGGAUCGCGGUGUGGCUGUUUGUCGCCCAAGCCGUGACAAUGGUCGCGCCGCCCUGCACCGCUUACUUGGGUUGCUUGCGGCGGCGGUAGUAUCGAUAUUGGAGACACAGCGUUUCGCUUGGGUUCAAUAACAGCAGGUGUCAAGAAUUCCAGCGCACAAUAGAUAUUACUAAACGAGGUUAUAUUCAGGAGCUUGGUCUCCGCUCAG
This is a messenger RNA of Cladophialophora immunda, 1033 nucleotides long. RefSeq lists its product as uncharacterized. The transcript has a single exon. Lineage: Eukaryota; Fungi; Ascomycota; Eurotiomycetes; Chaetothyriales; Herpotrichiellaceae. The coding region runs from base 148 to 915 and encodes 255 amino acids. The record is from RefSeq and is a predicted model, not a curated record.